Messenger RNA from Thyridium curvatum, 600 nucleotides. RefSeq lists its product as uncharacterized. The transcript has 2 exons. The record is from RefSeq and is a predicted model, not a curated record. NCBI's taxonomy places the organism in Eukaryota, Fungi, Ascomycota, Sordariomycetes, Thyridiales, Thyridiaceae. The coding region runs from base 1 to 600 and encodes 199 amino acids.
AUGAGCUACCAGCACUACCAACACUACGGCCCGGUGUCGCCCGAUGGUCGCUACUACUAUCCCACUACUAUGCAACGCUCAGGUUCUGGUGCCAGUACCGGGACUUCCGCUUCUGACUUUUACUCAGGGGGAGACAUGCAACAGUCUCCCUACACCGAAUAUCAGGGGUCCGAGGAGGAGCAGGGCCCGUCCAAGAAAAGGCGCGGCGGCGGCGCCGAGAAGGAGAAGAAGUACGCCUGCCUCUUCAAGGACUGCAUCAAGAGCUUCGCGCGCAGCGCCGACCUCGACCGGCACAUGCAGCAGGUGCACGGCUGCUCGCAGAAGGAGCACCGCUGCGACUACCCCAAGUGCCAGCGGCACCAGAAGCCCUUCCACCGGCUCGACCACUACCGCGACCACCUGCGCGACUACCACAAGGAGGACCUCAUGAAGCGCAACAAGAGCGGCCUUCCGGACGGGUGCCGCGUCGACCGGGGCUGGUGGCGCUGCAGCAACAGCAAGUGCCUCGCGCGGGUCUACGUCGACGAGUGCGGCUGGGAGUGCCCGCAGUGCCAGCAGCCGUGCGAGAGGGCGCGGAUCGAGCUCCGCUUGAGAGCUUAG